Tigriopus californicus is the source of this 805-nucleotide messenger RNA. Its product is annotated as high mobility group protein DSP1-like. Gene Ontology annotation, biological process: regulation of transcription by RNA polymerase II. The record is from RefSeq and is a predicted model, not a curated record. Lineage: Eukaryota; Metazoa; Arthropoda; Copepoda; Harpacticoida; Harpacticidae. Gene Ontology annotation, cellular component: nucleus. Gene Ontology annotation, molecular function: DNA binding, bending.
CCCUGAUUGGCCUAGCUUUGUCCAUCCAAUCAAUCGAUCGAGAACAAUAUUGUUAUUAUUAUUGUGAUUAUCAUCAGUGGUGUUGGCUGCGUGUUCCUCGUGCUUCUCCGGAUCCAUCAUCCCCUGAUCGCGGCGGCCAGAUCGCUCUCCAUUGUCCGGGCCACGCCCUAAUUGGCUCAGCUUCUACCCAUCACCUGCGAUUUUGAGCCAGCAUGCAUCCGGAUUAAACCCGUUAUUUAGUCAUCCGCCCGCUGGUUUUGGCUGUGUCGCUCCCGGACCAAUCCAGGAAGUAGAAGAUCCUAGAGAAAGAGAGUCGGUCUGGGCACUGGCUGAGUCAGGGUCUAUAGCGUAGAAGCGGGCCAGAUGCCUCGGGCGCGCCACCGGGCGGCCCAUCCCCUGGGUGGGGCCGUGCCCAAGAGCAAGAUGACCUCGUACGCUUUCUUUGUCCAGUUGUGUCGGGAAGAGCAUCGCCGCGUUCAUCCCGAUGAAGAAGUGUUGUUCGCGGAUUUUAGCCGGAAAUGCGCCGAGCGAUGGAAGACCAUGUCGGAAUUGGAGAAGAAGCGAUUCAAUCAAAUGGCCGAGGACGAUGCCAAGCGAUAUCACCUAGAGAUGACGGCCUAUGAAGCUGGACGUGAUGCGGCCGCUCGCCGCGGCCUCCAUCAGCGAAAUAAACGUCACGAAUUGGCCUUCAACAGCCAACCCCCGGCGGCCGCCCACCACGCCAAUCCCGCGCUCAAUCCGGACGGCACGCGCAAGCGCAAGAAGCGCAAAAAGAAAGAUCCCAACGCGCCCAAACGAGCCAUGU